Molecule: messenger RNA, 468 nt
Organism: Ilex paraguariensis (yerba mate)
Lineage: Eukaryota; Viridiplantae; Streptophyta; Magnoliopsida; Aquifoliales; Aquifoliaceae
Source: the annotation of a GenBank genome assembly
AUGACGAAGAUGAGUAGCAAUAAGGUUCACUCCCAUGGGAAUGUGCCUUUUUCAUGGGAGAACAAACCAGGGGUCUCAAAGGUAGGGGCUCAAGACCGCCGUGAAGAUGACCGGAAAAUCGCGGUGAAGCUACCGCCCCCACCAUGCCCGCCAGAGACUGCUAGGGCGGCAUCGUUUCAUGAUCUGCAGAUUCCUCUUCCUCCAUGUGGUUUUCAAGCUCCUCUGAGAAGCUCUUCCAGGAAAAGUGUUAAAAAUAAGGAUGACCCUUUUCUGAUGGCUUAUAGAGAGUGCACCAAGAGUAAUGGAAAAGGUAAGUUAUCAAGUAGAGAUGAUGUCGGGCUUGGAUCUAAGAAGAACAUGUCCUUUUUUUCAUGUAAGCGUUCAUGCAGUGUGAGGGAAGAUAGUGUAAUCAGAAUCUCUCAGCUUCCCAUCUCAAAAUCUCAGAGAGAGAGAGAGAUGGGUUCUUAG